GCCCUGCUUCUUCAUUCAAUAUGGAGGAAAGGCUCAUUACUGCUGUAGCAAACCACCCGGAGCUGUACGACACCGCCUGCUUUUUCUACAGAGACAGGAAUAAAAAGGACCUAGCUUGGAGGAAAAUAUGUGAAGCGACUGGGCAACCUGAGGACAUCUGCAGGAGAAAGUGGAAGAGCCUCAGGGACACGUACUGCAAGGAGAAGAGGGCAGAGAAGGAGAAGAGGAGUGGGUCUGCAGCAGGAUCGGGGAGGAAAUGGAAGUUCUCCGCGAUCAUGAGGUUUCUGGACCCCUUCCUCACCCCGCGCGAGACGAGCUGCAAUAUGGUGGGGACCGUGGAAAACUCCGAGGACCAGGGACAGCCCGAAGAGGCAGCAGGGGAGUCCCAGUCAGAAGAGCCAACUGAUCCUGCAGCAGAGCUGUCACCUGUUGCUUGUCCUGGCUCCCCAGUCCCUGGUCCCUCCGCUCCUGCUGCUGCACCCACAGGCCCACAGAGGAGGACAGCUCCGAGGCGGACGAGGGACGGUCCAUCAGCGGUGGAGCUGGCCAUCCUGGAGUCCCUGAAGCGGCCACGCCAGUCUCCAACGGAGCAUUUCCUCCUCGGUCUUGUUCCUGCUCUGGAGAGCAUGCCGCCUCAGACCAGAGAAUUUGUCAAGUUUCUAAUUCAAAAAUUAGUUUAUGAAAACAGCACAGCUACAAUAUCUGACAACUGUGAUGAGAAAAAUAAAGUGGACGGCAAUUUGGCAAACACGAGGAGAGCUGUGGAGGACAAAACCUGCACCUCUGAUUUUGAGUUGUCAGUAACCAUCGAGGCAUCAAACACUUACGAGUCAGAGCGGCAUAAAAUCAAGGAGCAUCGUUUGGAUCAAGAACACAUGUUGAUGAGUGUUUCUGAGAGUGAGCUCGAUAAAGAGAAUACUACUGCAUCAAACAGAAGACUGAAGAGGAAAGCUGUGGAUGAAGACCCUGGACUGCACACAUCAGUGAAAAAGCUGAACCCUCUUGGCCCUGUUGUUGCUGACAGACUGCACACCCAGUGUAAAGAAGAGCAGGACCACAUCCCCAUAAUAAAGAUCAACUCAGUCUGUUCAAUGGCCUCCCCUGCUCCAUCGCCACAGGGCUGCUCAGGAUCCACGAGCACCAUGGCAUCCACCCCAGAGUUAAAAAUCGGCCAGAAGCUCAAUGAGGGCAAGACUAAACAGAUUUUUGAGCUGGUGGACCAGCCGGGACUGGUUCUAGUCCAGUCUAAGGACCAGAUCACAGCUGGGAACGCCGUGAGGAAAGAUCAGAUGGAGGGCAAAGCUGCCGUUGCCAACAAAACCACGAGCUGCGUGUUCCAGCUGCUGCAGGAGUCUGGCAUUAAGACGGCCUUUGUUAAGCAGCACUCGGACACGGCGUUCAUCGCAGCGCACUGCCAGAUGAUACCCAUUGAGUGGGUGUGUCGCAGAGCGGCGACUGGAUCUUUCCUCAAGAGGAAUCCAGGAGUCAAAGAGGGCUACCGCUUUUCUCCUCUAAAGAUGGAGAUGUUCUUUAAAGAUGAUGCCAACAAUGAUCCUCAGUGGUCAGAGGAGCAGCUGCUGGAGGCCAAACUGUGUGUGGCUGGGCUCACUAUUGGUCAGUGUGAGGUGGACAUAAUGAGUCGCAGCACUGUGGCCAUUUUUGAGAUAGUGGAGAAGGCCUGGGCCACUCAGAACUGCACCCUGGUGGACAUGAAGAUUGAAUUUGGCGUCAGUGUGAAAAGUGGAGAGAUUGUGCUCGCUGACGUGAUUGACAACGAUUCAUGGAGGCUUUGGCCAGCUGGAGAUGGGAGCCAGCAAAAAGACAAACAGGUGUACAGAGAGCUGAAGGAAGUGACCCCAGAGGCAAUGCAGAUGGUGAAGAGGAAUUUUGAGUGGGUCUCUGAAAGGGUCGAGUUGCUGCUGGAGCCCCAGGCAAGCAGCAGGGUGGUGCUUUUAAUGGGCUCCACCUCAGACGUGGCCCAUUGUGAAAAGAUAAGAAAGGCGUGCGCCUCCUACGGGAUCCCCUGUGUCCUCAGAGUCACCUCGGCACACAAGGGUCCAGAUGAGACGCUGCGCAUUAAAGCUGAAUAUGAAGGUGAUGGCGUACCCACUGUGUUCGUGGCUGUGGCUGGGAGGAGUAACGGCCUCGGCCCAGUGAUGUCUGGUAACACGGCUUACCCUGUGAUCAGCUGCCCUCCUCUCACUCCAGACUGGGGACCACAACAUGUCUGGUCGUCCCUCCGCAUGCCAAGUGGUCUCGGCUGCUCCACCGUGUUGUCUCCUGAAGCUUGUGCUCAGUUUGCAGCGCAGAUCUUGGGGUUGAGGGACCACCUGGUGUGGUGCAAACUGAGGGCAUCCAUGCUCAACACCUGGGUGUCUCUCAAGCUGGCUGACAAGAAGUUCCAGGCCUGCAGCCUCUGAAGAGCCCAGCGUGCAUCACACUGAACAAAAGAGCUUUGGUCCAUUUAGCACCCUUGAAGCCAACUGCAGGACUGACAAUGACACAAUUCAUUUCAUUGAGGCCAAGUUUAUAACAUGGAACUGUUUCUAAUAGAUUUGUUAUAGUUUCUCAAUUUUAAUAGAAUUUUAUGGAAUUUUUUAAUUUGUUUAUUUAUUUUUGCCUGCAUGUUGUUGCUGCCUGUGUUUAAUUGUGUCAUUUUUGUAAUUUGCUGCUGCCCAUCGUCAGGUCUCCCUAAAAAAGGUUUUUGUUUCAGUGGGAUCUUCCUGGUUGAAUAAAAGAAAAAGCAAAAAGUGGAAUCAAAACAUGUAAACAGUUUGUUGAUGGUGGCUCACAGCACGGACACGUGGACAGGAAGUCGUGUCAUGGAGCUUUCUUUUCUGACUCGAUGCAAUAAAACAUUUAAAU
Pelmatolapia mariae (spotted tilapia) is the source of this 2865-nucleotide messenger RNA. Its product is annotated as multifunctional protein ADE2-like. Gene Ontology annotation, biological process: 'de novo' IMP biosynthetic process. Gene Ontology annotation, molecular function: DNA binding; phosphoribosylaminoimidazolesuccinocarboxamide synthase activity. Bases 21 to 2420 code for a protein of 799 amino acids. The transcript has 15 exons. Gene Ontology annotation, cellular component: cytosol. NCBI's taxonomy places the organism in Eukaryota, Metazoa, Chordata, Actinopteri, Cichliformes, Cichlidae. The record is from RefSeq and is a predicted model, not a curated record.